This is a messenger RNA of Erigeron canadensis, 2958 nucleotides long. Its product is annotated as receptor protein kinase CLAVATA1-like. Gene Ontology annotation, molecular function: protein kinase activity; ATP binding; protein binding. Lineage: Eukaryota; Viridiplantae; Streptophyta; Magnoliopsida; Asterales; Asteraceae. The record is from RefSeq and is a predicted model, not a curated record. The transcript has 3 exons. Gene Ontology annotation, biological process: protein phosphorylation. Bases 1 to 2958 code for a protein of 985 amino acids.
AUGAAGAUUAUUUCUGUCGUAGCUUUUUGCAUCAUUAUCAUCACAUUUCUUCUUGAGUUCUCAAAUGGGUAUUCAGAUCUUGAUGCUCUCUUGAAGCUCAAAGCUUCGAUGGUAUUGACACCCACCGGGUCCGGGCUAUACGACUGGAAAGCACCCGCCAAGCGUAACUCCAGUCGUGUUUCCAAUUUACAUUGUUCUUUUUCUGGAGUUUCGUGUGAUGAAAACUCACGUGUUACAUCGUUAAUCAUAUCCAACACUCCUCUCUUUGGAACUAUUCCCAAGGAAAUUGGCAAUUUGAACAAGCUUGUCAAUCUCACGCUUGUUUUUAAUAACCUAACUGGUGCGUUCCCGUUGGAGAUGAGUAAUCUGACUAGGAUAAGGUUUAUUAAUUUGUCAUCUAAUUCUUUUACUGGUGAGCUUCCUGGUGUCGUCAUAGCCGGCAUGACUAAGCUAAAGGCGUUCGACGUUUAUAACAAUAAUUUCAAGGGGAAGCUGCCAGUGGAGUUCGCUAAGUUGAGGAACUUGAAGACUUUUUUACUGGGAGGUAAUUUCUUCCAUGGGGAAAUCCCCGAGGAAUACUCCGAGUUUCCAAAGUUACAGCGGUUAGGGUUGCAAAGAAAUGACCUUUCAGGAAGGAUUCCGGGGAGCUUAUCAAAGAUAUCAACUCUUAAGGAGCUCAAGUUAGGACGCUUUAACCGCUAUCAAGGAGGAAUACCGCAAGAAUUUGGUUCUUUCAAGAGAUUAGAGCUUCUUGACCUGGCAUUUUGUAAUCUAUCAGGAGAAAUCCCAGAGAGCCUUGGGAAUCUUGAGAGGUUACAUGUAUUGUAUCUUUUUCGCAACAAUUUCAGUGGUGACAUCCCACAAAGCCUGUCAGGAUUAGUGAGCUUAAAGGAAUUAGAUUUCUCCGAAAAUCAACUUACGGGUGGAAUACCCGAGAGUUUAUCAGAAUUGAAGAAUUUGACUUUACUAAACUUGUUUGAUAACCAUCUGGAAGGUCUUCUCCCUCCUUUUAUAGGAGAUCUCCCGAAUCUGGAGGUGCUUCAGUUAUUUGACAACAGUUUCACGUCGUCAGUACUUCCGAAGAACCUGGGCCGUAACGGCAAGCUACGAGUACUUGACGUCUCGCAAAACUGCUUGACCGGAAUGAUUGGGCAAGAUUUGUGCAAAGGAGGGAAUUUACAAGAAUUGAUUCUAAUGGAAAACUCGUUCUUUGGCCCACUACCUGCUCAACUUGGCAGUUGCAAGUCGUUAACAAAAAUACGAAUAAACAAUAACUACUUCAACGGAUCUAUACCCAUUGGCAUCUUCAGUUUGCCAGAACUCUACAUGCUUGAUCUCCGUAAUAAUGAUUUCAGCGGGGAACUCCCUGCCGAAAAGUAUGGUCCUUCUCUUGAAGUUAUUUCAAUAUCGAACAAUAGCGUCACAGGUAAUAUACCUUCAGGGAUAAGUGGUUCCGUCAAUCUUAGAAUCCUCUCCCUCGAAUUAAAUAACUUCGUUGGUGAGCUACCAAAGGAAAUUUUUAAUUUGAAAAGUUUGUAUAAGAUUGACCUCAGUGGCAACAAUCUUACUGGUAUCAUUCCAGAUUCGAUUGGUAAUUGUUCAGGUUUGACUUCGGUAGAUUUUAGCCGAAAUAAUAUAUAUGGUGAAAUUCCAAAAGAUUUUCAGAAAUUGGCAAGCUUGAGCAACCUAAAUCUCUCACGAAACCGACUGAUGGGAGAGAUUCCAAGCAUAUUAGGUCACAUAAACAGCUUGACGGCAUUAGAUCUUUCGUAUAAUAAGUUGUCGGGUAUAGUCCCCUCCGAAGGACUACUUCAAGUAUUCAAUGAUACGAUCCUUACUGGAAACCCCAACCUUACUUUACCAGAUGCAGUUCACGGCCCACACAGAUCUAAAGAUCACAAGCGCCAUUCAAUCAUCAAAUCAAAACUCUUGAUCAUCCUAAGCACAGUUGUCUUAUUCACAAUAUUGAUAUGCUUCGGUGCAUUAGUAUCUAUCAUGUGUAUAAAAAAGAGACAUACUAGGACGUUAGGCAAUGAUAUAUCUGAAACAUGGAAGCUUACCACAUUUCAGAAGUUAGGAUUUGAAGUUGAAGACAUUGUAGAGUGCUUGAAAGAAGAGAACGUGAUUGGGAGAGGUGGUGCUGGAACCGUAUACCAUGGUUUGAUGCCCAACGGUGUUGAUAUUGCUAUCAAGUGUCUAAAUAGCCGAGAGUAUGGGUUUGAUGCCGAGAUCCAAACAUUAGGAAGAUAUAAGCACAAGAACAUAGUGAGAUUACUUGGGUUCGUAACAAAAGGAGAAAUCAAUCUUCUAAUUUUCGAGUACAUGUCUAAUGGGAGUUUAGGUGACAUUUUGCAUGGACCGGGUGGGGAAUAUUUGCAAUGGGAAAUAAGGUACAAAAUUGCCGUGGAUGUGGCAAAGGGAUUGUGUUACCUUCACCACGAUUGCUCACCGAUGAUCAUACAUCGAGAUGUGAAAUCGAAUAACAUACUGUUGGAUUCUGACUUUGAGGCUCAUGUUGCUGAUUUUGGUCUGGCCAAGUUCUUGAGGCGCUCUGGUACUUCCGAGUACAUGUCAUGCAUUGCUGGAUCAUUUGGAUAUAUUGCACCAGAGUAUGUACACACCUUGAAGGUAGAUGAAAAAAGUGAUGUCUACAGUUUUGGAGUUGUGCUUCUUGUACUGAUAUCAGGUAAAAAAGCGGUGGGGGAGUUUGGUGAUGGGGUGGAGAUUGUUAGGUGGGUAAGAGAUACGAUUUCAAAGAUUCCUCACCCAACAGAUUCUUCGGUCGUGUUGUCUCUAUUGGAUUCGAGGCUCAGUGGUUACAAUCUCUCAAGUGUGGCAGAUGUGUUAAAGAUCUCGAUGAUGUGCGUGAGAUAUGAGAGCACAACUAGGCCUAGCAUGAGGGAAGUCGUUUACAUGUUAAGAGAUAAUCCUCCAUUGGAGGCCACACUUGUUGCAUAA